Messenger RNA from Morus notabilis, 1899 nucleotides. RefSeq names its product cyclin-dependent kinase E-1. Gene Ontology annotation, cellular component: nucleus; mediator complex. The record is from RefSeq and is a predicted model, not a curated record. The coding region runs from base 125 to 1555 and encodes 476 amino acids. The transcript is spliced from 16 exons. Gene Ontology annotation, molecular function: RNA polymerase II CTD heptapeptide repeat kinase activity; ATP binding; cyclin-dependent protein serine/threonine kinase activity. Gene Ontology annotation, biological process: protein phosphorylation. Lineage: Eukaryota; Viridiplantae; Streptophyta; Magnoliopsida; Rosales; Moraceae.
AAAAGAAAAAGAAAACAAACGAGUGAACGAAGAAGAGGUGAAUUCAUUUUCAACUCUGCUAGAGAGAGAAAGAGAGAAAGAGAGAAGUAUCAGAAGGUGAACCGGACAGAGGCCGGAGGCAGCCAUGGGAGAUGGCAGCGGGAACAGAGGCGUUACCCAUUCCAACAACAACAACAAUGGUGGUGGUGGGACCAGCAACAAGCCCGAGUGGCUUCAGCAGUACGAUCUAAUUGGGAAGAUCGGUGAGGGCACUUACGGCCUUGUCUUCCUCGCAAGAACCAAAACCCCUGGCAAUCGCGGCAAGUCCAUUGCCAUCAAGAAAUUCAAGCAGUCCAAGGACGGCGAUGGCGUCUCUCCCACCGCCAUCCGCGAAAUCAUGUUACUACGGGAGAUAUCGCAUGAGAAUGUGGUAAAGCUGGUGAAUGUUCAUAUCAACCAUGCCGACAUGUCGCUUUAUCUUGCUUUUGAUUACGCGGAGCAUGACCUCUAUGAAAUUAUUAGACAUCAUAGGGACAAGGUUAAUCACGCUAUCAAUCAGUACACUGUUAAGUCAUUGCUAUGGCAGCUACUCAAUGGAUUGAACUAUCUUCAUAGUAAUUGGAUCAUCCAUCGCGAUUUGAAACCGUCGAAUAUAUUGGUUAUGGGUGACGGAGAGGAACAAGGAGUUGUUAAAAUUGCUGAUUUUGGACUUGCUAGAAUAUAUCAAGCUCCAUUGAAGCCAUUAUCCGAAAAUGGGGUUGUGGUAACCAUUUGGUAUCGUGCUCCAGAGUUGCUUCUUGGGGCAAAGCAUUACACAAGUGCUGUUGAUAUGUGGGCUGUUGGAUGCAUUUUUGCUGAGCUUUUGACGUUGAAGCCACUGUUUCAAGGAGCAGAAGUUAAAGCUACUCCAAAUCCUUUCCAGCUUGAUCAGCUUGACAAGAUAUUCAAGGUCUUAGGUCAUCCCACUUUAGAAAAGUGGCCAACACUUGCAAAUCUUCCGCAUUGGCAACAAGAUUCACAACAUAUUCAAGGACACAAGUACGACAGUCAUGGGCUUCAUAGUUUUGUUCACCUCUCUCCAAAAAGUCCUGCAUAUGACCUCUUAUCUAAAAUGCUUGAAUAUGAUCCACGAAAGCGUAUUACAGCAGCACAAGCCCUAGAGCAUGAGUAUUUUCGCAUUGAACCUCUACCAGGUCGAAAUGGCCUGGUGCCCUUCCAAGGAGAGAAAGUUGUGAAUUAUCCUACGCGUCCAGUAGACACAACUACAGACUUUGAAGGGACGACUAGCCUCCAGCCUUCACAACCCGUAUCAUCUGGAAAUGCAGUUUCUGGAAACAUGCCAGGUGCUCAUGGAGUACCUAGUAGAAAUGCCACUCGGCCACCAAUGGGCAUGCAAAGGAUGCCGCCACAGGGGAUGGCAGGUUAUAAUCUAGCAGGCGGUGUAAUGAACCCUGGUGGCAUCCCAAUGCAGCGUGGUGUUAAUCCACAGGCCCAUCAGCAGCAACAGUUGAGAAGAAAAGACCCUGGAAUGGGAAUGAGUGGGUACCCUCCGCAGCAGAAACAACGACGGAUGUGAGGGAUUACGAAGUUGUGUAGAUAACUUAGGAGGCCCAUUUGCCUACUACCUGAAAGUCAACUAAUUCAUGGCAUCUUUUGACACGAAGCUCAGAAAGUUUGGAUCCAUUAUUUCGAACUUCGUUGUUGCUAAAGCCUGAAUGGAUAAAGCUUUCAGUUCAGUUCUGUUGAAAUGGUGGUAGGAGCCCAGAAGGAACGAACUGAAUGUUAUGCAAAUUGCCGAAGCUGCACUCUGGCUCGAGUUCAUGCAUGUCCCUACUUAAGUUGAAUUUGAAUGAUUUUUUUGGCAUUUUGCUGUAUCCCAUUAAGCUUGCCUAAUUCAUAAUUCUCAAUUGUAGGGAAAAA